AGCCAUACUAAACUCACCCAAUACUAGCCUCCAAAACGCCUUGUCUUCAGUUGGGGCAGGGCAGCCAAGUACUCCAGCUAUUAAUACCUCAACCCCUAUAGACCCCAGCUCUAUGCAGAGGGCGUAUGCAGCACUUGGGCUGCCAUAUAGUAGUCAAGCCACUGGGCAGUCCCAACAGGCUGGAGGUCCUGGGCAGACACCAGGAGCACCGAACGCGCAGGCCCAGCAGCUCUCCCAACAGAUGAGACCCAUCAAUACACUUGGUAACCAAAUGGCUCUUGGGGGUACAGCACUGGCUGUUCCCACUUCAGAACAGAACAACUUGCACACAGAGUCCCUUCCCAAUGCACUCAACACUAACAGUCAGCUGCUGGCAGAUGGAUCAGCUGUAGGCUCCAUGGGCACUCUUCCCACAGCAGCACCUGUCUCUGCUACAGGCACCAGGAAAGCCUGGCAUGAGCACGUCACUCAGGACCUGCGCAAUCACCUCGUACACAAACUCGUACAAGCCAUAUUCCCGACCCCUGAUCCGGCAGCUUUGAAGGAUCGAAGAAUGGAGAACUUGGUGGCCUAUGCCAGAAAGGUGGAGGGGGACAUGUAUGAGUCAGCCAACAGCAGGGAUGAGUACUACCACUUCCUAGCUGAGAAAAUCUACAAAAUCCAAAAGGAACUUGAGGAAAAGAGACGUUCAAGGCUACAGAAACAGAUUAUCAACCAGUCACCAAUUGCUGCGCAAGGGAAUCAGCAGCCUGGACUGCCACAGCCUAAUGCCUUGGGUUCAAGGCCACAGAGUGGACCUGUUUCAAUCUCCAGUGACAUCACCAAUUCACCAGGAUGAAUCACAUCCA
Messenger RNA from Thalassophryne amazonica, 848 nucleotides. Its product is annotated as histone lysine acetyltransferase CREBBP-like. The record is from RefSeq and is a predicted model, not a curated record. Gene Ontology annotation, biological process: positive regulation of transcription by RNA polymerase II. The coding region runs from base 113 to 838 and encodes 241 amino acids. The transcript is spliced from 8 exons. Gene Ontology annotation, cellular component: histone acetyltransferase complex; transcription regulator complex. NCBI's taxonomy places the organism in Eukaryota, Metazoa, Chordata, Actinopteri, Batrachoidiformes, Batrachoididae. Gene Ontology annotation, molecular function: chromatin DNA binding; histone acetyltransferase activity; transcription coactivator activity.